This is a messenger RNA of Gadus chalcogrammus (walleye pollock), 2885 nucleotides long. RefSeq names its product E3 ubiquitin-protein ligase TRIM39-like. The transcript is spliced from 2 exons. The coding region runs from base 108 to 1724 and encodes 538 amino acids. Gene Ontology annotation, molecular function: protein binding; zinc ion binding. The record is from RefSeq and is a predicted model, not a curated record. NCBI's taxonomy places the organism in Eukaryota, Metazoa, Chordata, Actinopteri, Gadiformes, Gadidae.
CGUCAUGUUUAAGAAACGAAACCUAAGGUUCGGAGAAACAUUAGUCACUCGACGUGCAAGCAGUUCUCUCUUUCAGGAGUAUAAUCAAACAAAAACUACAACAAGGAAUGGCCUCUCCUACUUCCUGGUCUGAAGAGAACUUUUCAUGUCCCAUCUGUCUGGAUGUGUUCAGCAGCCCAGUGUUUACACCAUGUGGACACAACUUCUGCAGAACCUGUAUCACAAAGUUCUGGGAUGAACAAGCCCAGUACAAAUGUCCCGCUUGCAACGAGCUCUUCCACACUAGACCUGAUUUGAGGGCCAAUAUUCUCGUAUCAGAGAUGGCUGCUCAGUUUAAAACAUCUGUUAAGGUAAAAGAGCAGCCUUGUGUUGAAUCAGGAGAAGUUCCCUGUGACGUCUGUACUGGGACCCAGCUGAAGGCCGUGAAGUCCUGCCUAGUGUGUCGUAUCUCUUACUGCCAAACCCACCUGGAGCCACAUCAGAGAGUCGCAGGCCUGAAGAAACAUCAGCUGGUCGAGCCUUUGGACCAUCUGGAAGAAAGGAUGUGUAAGAAACAUGACCGACUUCUGGAGCUCUUCUGCAGGACUGAACGGGUGUUUGUGUGUCAGUUCUGCACAGAGGGUGACCACAGAUCCCAUCCUGUUGUACCUCUGAAGGAGGAAUAUGAAGUGAAGAUGGCCCAGCUGGGAAACAUGGAGUCUGAAGUUCCGCAGAUGAUCCAGGAGAGAAAACGAAAGAUUAAGGAGAUCAAAGACACAGUAAAAUUGAGCAAGAAAGAUGCAGACACAGAGAUUGUCGAUGGUUUGCAGGUCCUCACUGCUCUGAUGCGCUGCAUUGAAAAGUGGCAGGAAGAUUUCAACCAAACGGUUCAAGAGAAACUGAAAUCCACAGAGAAACAAGCUGAAGACCUGAUCAAAAAGCUGGAGCAGGAAAUUAAGGAUCUGACCAAUAGAAGCUCAGAGGUGAAGCAGCUCUCACACACUGAAGACCACCUCCACUUCCUCCAGGCCUUCAGAUCCCUGAAGGAUCCUCCACCCACCAGGGACUGGACCACGGUGGAGGUCCGUCCUCCGUCAUACGUAGGGACCUGGAGGAGAUCCCUGGAUCAGCUGGAGGAGACACUGAACAUGGAGAUGAAGAAACUGCAUGGUGUUGAACUGAAGAGGGUCCAGCAGUAUGAAGUAGAUGUGACUCUGGAUCCUGAUACAGCUGCUUCCAGGCUCAUCCUGUCUGAGGAUAGGAAACAAGUACAUUAUGGAGGUUUAGGGAAAAAACUCCCAGACAUCCUGAAGAGAUUUACACGUUUUUCAUGUGUUCUCUCGAGUCAGAGCUUCUCUUCAGGGAGAUUUUACUUUGAGGUCCAGGUUAAAGAUAAGUCUGUACGGUGUUUAGGAGUGGCCAGAGAGUCCAUCAACAGAAAAGCAGACAUUGCAUUGACCCCUAAAACUGGCUGCUGGAGGAUAUCAUUCAACAAGGAUGUGUUUGUAUUUCAUGAUGACCCUGUUGUCCGUGUCCCUCUGAGAGCUGCGCUCCAGAAGGUGGGGGUGUUUGUCGAUUAUGAAAAGGGUCUGCUCUCCUUCUAUGAUGUGGAAGCAAGGGUUAAAAUCUACUCUGCUACUGGCUGCACCUUCACUGAGCCUCUCUAUCCAAUCCUCUAUCCACUUGACUUUGAUAGUAUGAAACCUUCCCUCCUGAUAAUCUCACCUGUCCAGCAAACAGACUAACACUGUUUGAUAUUCAAAUGAACAAGAACUAAUGAUAUUUCCUGAAUAAUCUGCUAUUUGAUAUCUGAGAGAACUGCAUUAAUGUUGUCCUGUUGUCAUUUACCAAGUAUGAAAAUAACCCUGACUACUUUAAAUAUAGCCCAUUGUAAAUUAUUAUAUUCCACUAUUCUUUAAUGUGUGUAUUCUCCGUAUCUUCCUUUCAUAUAAUAUUGUAAAUUGUUUGUUAUGUAGAUCAACUUCAGAGGAUACCGUUAACAUAAAUUUACAUUACUAUUUGUAUUGAUAUAUUGCGGAAUCAUGAAAAAAUACCCAAUUCAAUCUCUUGUCACUUUUUGGGCGUUUGCACUGGACUUUUUUUUCUGACUUUGACUUUGCUUCUGCACAUAACAUAGAUCCUCUGCUGUAUCUGACCGGCGCGAUGGAGGGAACACUCGAGCCUGUGGAUCGUUCACUUCAUUUUAAUCCACAUAGGCCUACCUAACGUAGCGCCAAUAUAAUGCUUAAUUAUGUGGAUUGAGUGAUCCAUUCAUAUUUUUGGUGACGACAUUGGUGACAAAUUAAAUGUGAAGGGAGAAAUAAAACGACUAGAGGGCCGCGUUAUGAAACGAUGCGUCAGAUAAACGAUCGCACACUACGACAGGGCAUAAACUCCACAUAUGAAUCCUAUUUAACGGCCCGUUCCCGUAUAUCAUUUGAAUUUUUUCUUAAGUGACCGUAACAUAGGCUUACCUUUGUUAUCCGUUCGGUCCUUGCAGAGACAACAGAUAGAAUAAGAUUAUUAAUAAGAGGGAAAUCGUCGAGCGAUAUCUCUUGUUCAGAAUGGUUUUUCAAUAUGUAUGCAACAGUUGACAUGCAAACCUUAGAUUCAUAGAAAAAAAAAAGUCAACGUUUUAUGCAGCUCAUUGUGACGUCAUACGAGAGAUGACCUCUCCACCGUGGCCAUGGGUGUGUUCCCGUCCUGUUCUGUGUUCGUGCGUGCGUGUGUUACGGACAGUGCUGUUAGCAGAGGUUAUCAGAGCAGAGGCGAGACGUUUGCAUGUCAUGAAUAUUCAUAAGUAAGAGCCAAAAUCCUGUCGUUCCUCCCCGCCCACCUCCUCCACUACGAUCAUAGCAGUGUGAAACAGGAGCACCAUAGGAUUCUUUCACCAAAUACGACUCACA